Molecule: messenger RNA, 2041 nt
Organism: Anneissia japonica
Lineage: Eukaryota; Metazoa; Echinodermata; Crinoidea; Comatulida; Comatulidae
Exons: 4
Coding region: 50-841 (263 amino acids)
Cellular component (GO): extracellular region
Molecular function (GO): chitin binding
Source: RefSeq, a predicted model, not a curated record
GUCGUAUUGAAUUUACCGUUGAUGCUCGGUUGUUAUAAAUAAAAUAAAAAUGAUGAUCGGCAAAUCCAUGUUCAUCACAGCUAUCGCCGCUUCAAGUUUGCGUUUAAUUACAGGAAGCGGUGAACCGUUUUCAUGUUGGGAUUAUCAAACAGGGUAUUAUGCUGACCCUCUCGACUGUACACGUUUUUACCAAUGUGAAACAGGGAUGUUUCAUAAAUCUUGUGAUGCCAAAUAUUUUAAUGAACAGAUCAACAACUGUGAUUGGCCGGAUAGGGUGGAGUGCUCACCAACACCAGGCGCAACAUUCAUUUGCAAUGACUCACCUGUGGGUCUUCAUUAUUACACAGAUCCAGCAAAUUGUUCCAUGUAUUAUUCUUGCAAUUUGGUUGAGAACCGAGAAACAUGUGUUUCUGGACUAGCGUUCAAUGGCAUAAAAGGAUAUUGUGAUUUCAUGGUUAACGUUCCAAAUUGUACUAACAGUGAUGAACCAACCGACGAAAUAAAUGAAAAUGUACAGACAAUACAAAUUCCUAAAACGGAAUACCCUGAAGGAAAAUCACCUAGAAGACUCAGAACUGCGACUCUAGCAAAUCAUGGAAAUUGGCCAAAACCUGUCUGUAACGGUAGAGAAACUGUUCUUGUUACCAGAGCAAAAAGUGCAGUCCAAUGUUCUUUGUUGUGUUUACGACAUUACCCAGAAUGUCAAUCAAUUCGUUACGAAAAUUCGUCAACAUCGUGCGAAUUAUUGACGAGUAUGGAGCCAUCCGAAAAUGUCUACUGCGACAUGGACACCGACAGAGGAGGAUGGAAGGAAAUGUGCUCUCAAUGGGUCUUGCAGUGAAUAUCUCAACAUACGAUGAAGACAAUGAUGCUGCAAUCUCAGAUUCGUGUGUCACUGUCACCACGUUCUCUACUAGUGGAUGGUGGCUUCCAUAUUUUUCUGCAUGCAUUUUGAAUGCCGAUUAUCAUAGAACCUUCUCGUGUGAAAUUAAUGGACAAUAUGUACAUUUGACUCGGUCAGAAAUAAAGAUGAAGCGUCUGAGGAGAAGAGUUUAAUAAUCUGGCUGUUAUGUUUAUUAGCUAGGGAAGCCACCAAUUGCACUCCGUUCAAGUGAGUCGCUGCUAAAAGCGAAACGACUUUAGAGUAGGCCUAUUGUAUUUUUAUUUAGAAGUUGCUUUUCUGUAUAAAAUAUUUUGUCUAAUAUUUUACUGUUAAUUAAAUCAUCACCGACACCACGAAGAGACUCAAACUUAAACUUCUUUUGUUUGACUAUUAUGUAAAUCGAACUCUACAUUUUUGACAUACAGGUAAUUGGUAAGAGUGCAACUUAUAUCAUUUAGUAAAUUAUACUAAUUAGCCAUAGCGCACAGACCGAGAAAAUUGAUUUUAUUUGUUCUUCUUCACGAACAAUCUUUCAGAGGGUUAUCAGAAGACGCGUGUGCGGCGUUGCAAUCGUUGUGAUCAGAUAGAUAUUGCCUGGCUGGGGUAGGACUAGACGUAAAUAUUCCGAGGCAUGCUUGUACAAUUGUAAACAUAGGCUAAAAUACAGUUUGUGUCUGGACAACGGAGCGCGUACAUGCGCAAAAAUGAGAUUUUCAUUUUCACGACGAAACUCAAACCUCGCUGAUAUGUGUAAACAAGCUAUGCUGGGUUUAUUUUUAUCAUUUUUAUGAACACUGUUCACGCUAAUUAUUUAAUAAAAGUUAAGAAAAGAAAAAUAAAUUGAGCAUUUGAAUUGAUUAAUGCUUUAUCUUUACACAUAUGUAAACAAAAUAUUUAAAAUUCAAUAUCUUAGUUGCGAAAUAUACGAUUUUGUGAAGCAUGACCAUUUUUUUCUCUCAAAACGUUGUUUUGCUCGAAAUUGGAGUUUGUGUCUUAAGUGUAAAAUCAAAACCAUAAAAAUAAGAUUUCUUUAUAUUUUUAGUGAUGAUAUAUACAUACAAUAUUGAUACAUAAUUUCCUUUCCUGAUUAAAAUAUUAAAAUAAACCACUAAGGCUAUUUUAGACAACACUUAGAUUAUAUUAAAUUUAUAUAUUCAA